This is a messenger RNA of Scatophagus argus, 2667 nucleotides long. It is a transcript of the gene rcc1l, whose product is annotated as RCC1 like. The transcript is spliced from 12 exons. Bases 16 to 1572 code for a protein of 518 amino acids. NCBI's taxonomy places the organism in Eukaryota, Metazoa, Chordata, Actinopteri, Scatophagidae. The record is from RefSeq and is a predicted model, not a curated record.
CGCAAUACUUCGCUAAUGAGACGAAGGUUUACAGUAAAGAAAAGCACGGGUAGAAGAAGAAUCUUUUUCCUCUUCCUGGGAAAACAAACGCGCGGUAGUGACAUUGAAACAUAUUCUUACUAUUUCGGCUCGUUCACAUCAGCUUCUGAAAAGAGCAAAUUAAUUCCUCCACCUGUGGGACACAUUAUUAAACCUCGGUCUAACAGAAGGCCAAGGAUGGCUUUUCCAUGUGUGCGACUGUGCGCUCGACACAAGAGCGCAGGGCUUCAAGUCUGCGGUUAUGCGACACUCAGGAAAGCAUCCGGACCUGAGGAGAAACGCGGCACAGAUCCGGUUUUUCAGUAUGUCGCUCAGCACAAAAAGCCCACUCACAAAGUGUUUGUGUGGGGCUUCAGCUUCACUGGUGCUCUGGGUAUCCCCAGCUUUGUGGUGCCAGACAGCGGCAGGAAGAAGCCCCGCAAAUACCAGCUGACUCCUUACCGGUUGGAGACCGCAGAGCAGAUCUCUUCUGCCGCUUGUGGUUAUGGCUUCACUCUCAUCGCCUCCCCAACCAAAGAUGUUACCAAACUGUGGGGCAUGGGCCUCAACAAGGACUCUCAGCUGGGCUUCCAGCGCACACAACACAGCCGCCAUCAGAGCUAUGACUACGUGUUGGAACCCUCCCCGGUGGCUCUGCCUCUCGUCGAGCCUCUACAGACCCGAGUGCUUCAGGUGGCCUGCGGUCGCGCUCACUCUCUGGUCCUCACCGACAAAGAGGGAGUUUUCAGUAUGGGCAACAAUGCGUACGGUCAGUGUGGACGGCGGAUCGUUGAAGACGAAGUCUACAGCGGCAGUCACGUCAUUCACAAGAUGGAGGGCUUCAGCUGCCGGGUCGUCCAGGUGGCCUGUGGACAGGACCACAGUCUCUUCCUCACAGAGACAGGACAAGUCUUGGCGUGCGGGUGGGGAGCAGAUGGACAGACGGGUCUGGGGCACCACAACAUAAGCUCCAAUCCGGUGGAGGUGGGAGGCGAUCUGGCCGGGGUGGAGGUGAAGCAAAUCAGCACGUAUGGCGACUGCAGCCUGGCCGUGUCCAGAGACGGACAGCUGUUUGGAUGGGGGAACUCUGAAUACCUGCAGCUGGCCUCGGUGACUGAGGCCACACAGAUCAACACUCCUCGACACCUUCCUCUGAAAGGCUGUGGAAAGGUGGUUCAGGCAGCCUGUGGAGGCACACAGGUGGCCGUUCUCAACGAGAGGGGAGAGGUGUUUGUGUGGGGCUAUGGCAUUCUUGGAAAAGGUCCCAAACUGUCCGAAUCGUCCACCCCUGAGAUGAUUCCCCCCACGCUGUUUGGACGCUCAGAGUUCAACCCCUCAGUCGCUGUCAGCAGGAUCAGGUGUGGCCUCAGUCACUUUGCCGCAGUGACAGAUCGAGGCGAGCUCUUCGUCUGGGGGAAGAAUGUGAGAGGUUGUUUGGGCAUCGGCAAGAGAGACGACCAGUACUUCCCGUGGCGUGUGACUGUUCCCGGCCAGGUGGUGGACGUAGCGUGUGGUGUUGACCACAUGGUGGCGCUGGUGAAGUCCCUCCUGUGAGCUCCUCAGGAAGAGGAUAAAAGGCUGGAUGUUUGGCUGAGCCUCCCGCUGACCCCCGGACGCCUCAGGGGGGGCCGAUCGGGGGCCACGCUGGAGUCUCGAAGGCAGCUGCUCUCUGCAGGCGACGGGCCCCUCGAGUGCAACAUCCUGACAGCGACUCAGCUCGCUCUCUCCUGCACGCAGGUCAAUUGUUUUGCUUCAUUACAGCUGAGCUGAAAUGAUGAUGAGUCAGUUAAUCGAUUUUUCAAGCAAAACAAUGAAAACGUGACUGAUUCUGUGGUUGCAGCUGCUCCAAUGUGAGGACUUUUUUUUCUGUUUUAUAUAUAAAUUUGAAUUCAGUAUUUCUGAACUUGCCGGACAAAAUGAGACCUUUGACGACGUCACCCUGAUGCAGUCACUGAGAUGGACAUUUUUCCCACUUCGGUUUCUGUUGCAGCCCUGCCUACAGUCAUUCCCAUCAUAUGGUUUCUACAGUAAUCCCUUGAGUGACUUCAGUGAUUAAACCAAAGACUCCUCCAAUGAGACAUUAGGUGGUGAAUGCUGUAAAACUGCAUGUUUUUGUGAACGACGUGAUUCAGGGUGAGAUCAAUAGACUCUUGUGGUUUGGGAUCAUCUCGGACAAUUCGCCGUGGCUCGCUGCACGACUGCGAAAUGCUCCCCAGUCCUCAAAAAACGUCCACGAGAAACGAUUAUCUCUCUGCCAGCUGCAGAUCGAAGGCGAAGGCCUUCUGUCAGGGAGAAAGCAGCAUCUGAAGAAUCACUUUUUCAACAUGAACCCAUGCAUACGUGUCGGGCCUAUAAAAGCUACCAAAAAACUACAAUCAUGGCAUCCUGACAGCUCGAGUGGGAAUAAAAUAUGAUGAAUGUUUAACCCCCCCAUGCAGGACGAGUUGGUGGGUUGUGCUUCCGGUUUGGUGACCAUUUUAUGUGAUGAACAGAGAGGAUGAAGCCACUUUUCACACAGUCGGGUUGAAUUAAAUACACAGUAUGUGACGUGGAGUAAAUGGCAGACCUAAGAUACUAUGCAUCCUAAUAAAUAUAUUUUUAUUUACCACAUUAGUUGUGUGUUAAUAAAUGCUGAAAUUAUAGCCGUAA